This is a messenger RNA of Solanum tuberosum (potato), 753 nucleotides long. RefSeq names its product acylsugar acyltransferase 3-like. The transcript has 2 exons. The record is from RefSeq and is a predicted model, not a curated record. NCBI's taxonomy places the organism in Eukaryota, Viridiplantae, Streptophyta, Magnoliopsida, Solanales, Solanaceae. The coding region runs from base 1 to 753 and encodes 250 amino acids.
AUGUGGGAGCUGGGUUGUCCUUGGAACACACAUGACGGAACUUUAGUAGUCGCUCAGCAAACACUGUUUGAUUGCGGUGGAAUAGCAGUCAGUGUAUGCAUCUCACAUAAGGUCGCGGAUGCAUACAGUGUAAUCAAAUUCAUUACUGAUUGGUCUAAUUUAACUCGUGAUUCAAGUCAUGCAAAACAGUAUAUUCUGUUUGAUGGAACUUCUUUUUUCCCACCAGUUACUGAUACUUCAACUUUACCUGAUUUUGAUGUUGGAAAUGACGGAAAUUGUGUGACUAGAUUGUUUCAUUUCUCGUCGUCUGGAUUAGACAAACUAAAAAUCAUAGCAGCUGCAGAAUCAGGCAUUGAAAAUCCGAGUCGUGUUGAAGUUGUUACAACACUUAUACAUAAACAUGUCAUGAUUGCUUCAGGCUUAUUUAAACCAUCUUUACUCUGCCUCAUCAAGGGUCUUCGCCCACCGUUGCCUUUAAACAUCAUCGGAAAUGCUUGUAGCUUCUUUGUCACGUCAACACGAACAGAAGAUGAUAUGAAACUGUCCAAUUCAGUAGCUGUACUAAGAAAAUCUAAGGAACAACUUCGCGGAAAAUUGAAAAAUGUGACUCAAAGUGACAUAUUUUUUAAAGUAGUUGAAUUAACGAAACAGGGUGCAGAGUUAGUGGAAAACGUAAACAAGGAUGAUGUGUAUAAGUGUAGCAGUUUGUGCAAUUUCGGACUAUACAAUAUGGAUUUUGGAUGGGGGUGUUAG